AUGAAAUUUAAAAUUGUCAGCGAGAUGCAGAAGCACGAAGUCAGGAGACCUCGCGCCUCGCUUAAACCCUCGUUGCCUUGCCGACGCCCCCAACCAAACCCCAAACCCAAACCCUCCAUCGUCAUCUCUCCACCCAUACUAUUGAAACGUCCCUUCCACCAGCACGCUCAAGAACCCGCCUUCCCAUCCGCAAAAAUGCCAGCAACCAGACGCUCGCGCGUCUCCUCCGGACCCGCAGCCAAAGGCUCCCAAAAAACCCUCGCCUUCACCAAUAGCAAAGUCACAAAGCCGACACACGCCCCCACCGGCAAAGACGCCCUCCUAGCCUCCUCCAAACCCGCCGCCCCAGCUGCAGUAGAAGAAGAGGCAGAAGUAGUAGAUAUAGAUGUCGGCCACACAUCGUCCGAAGCCGCAACCGCACAACAAACCCGCACCGAACUCUCGGCGAAACACCUAAGCCCCUCGCACGAACGAGCAUCCGCAAUCAGCGAUGCGCAGAUCAAGAAGUACUGGCGGGAUAGGGAGGCGGAGCGGAAGGCGCCGAGGGUGCACCAGCAGGAUUUGAGUGUCGAGGAGAAGGUUCUGAGGUUGUUUGAUAUGAGUUCGCAGUUUGGCCCCUGCAUCGGCAUAGCCCGAAUGAAGCGCUGGACGCGCGCGAGUAAACUAGGACUAAACCCCCCAAUUGAAGUCCUAGCUGUGUUGCUCAAGGAAGCCGAGAAGGGGAAUUCGACGACGACGGAGAGGGCGCAUGUGGAUGAGCUUAUGAGCUCGACGCCUGGUGAGUGA
Molecule: messenger RNA, 786 nt
Organism: Venustampulla echinocandica
Lineage: Eukaryota; Fungi; Ascomycota; Leotiomycetes; Helotiales; Pleuroascaceae
Exons: 2
Coding region: 1-786 (261 amino acids)
Biological process (GO): DNA-templated DNA replication; DNA synthesis involved in DNA repair
Cellular component (GO): delta DNA polymerase complex
Molecular function (GO): DNA-directed DNA polymerase activity
Source: RefSeq, a predicted model, not a curated record